Molecule: messenger RNA, 2518 nt
Organism: Clarias gariepinus (North African catfish)
Lineage: Eukaryota; Metazoa; Chordata; Actinopteri; Siluriformes; Clariidae
Gene: inhbaa
Product: inhibin subunit beta Aa
Exons: 4
Coding region: 611-1804 (397 amino acids)
Biological process (GO): BMP signaling pathway; SMAD protein signal transduction
Cellular component (GO): extracellular region
Molecular function (GO): cytokine activity; growth factor activity
Source: RefSeq, a predicted model, not a curated record
AAACAAACAAACAGAAUUUCUUUUAUUUAAAUAUAUUUAUGUCAACACCUUCAGGUGAAUAAAAUCCCCCACACACUGCUACAGGAGUGUGUGACUAAACUGGUGGAUAUGUGAGUGCGCAAGCGACGGGGUGUCUGAUCUGACGACAUGAUGACUCGUAAGUGUAGGGCUUGUCCACAAGACGCCUGCCUUUCCCAUCCAAACUUCUCAGAGACCCAGAAGCAAGAAAUCGAGAGAGAGAGAAGGAGACAGAGCACCUUCAAGUGAAGCAACCGGCAGAAGUAUUCCUCCUCUUCAUCACCGCUCAUCACAGCAGCUCUUCUUUUUAGCAUCAAGGAUUACCCUUUUUUAAUCCUUUGCUCGAUUUUAGUAGGUAAAACUUUUUGAAACUUUUAGGUCGAUACUUUUUUCUUUUUUUUUUUUUUUUUUUUUUUUCCGUUGUCAAACCUUGUCAGACUGAGCACAUCCACAGCUACAAGACAUCUAGUUCCUGCAGGGACAUUUGCUCGAGAGGAAAAAGUAUUUUUUUUCUUUUUGUUUUUUUUUAAAUAUACAUUUUAUUCACGUUAGUGGUCAGUUUGCAUCAUUUCUUCAACCUCCUGCUCCAAGGAUGACGCUCUUGCCUGCUCUGAGUGUAGCACUGCUGCUUCUGGCUCACUCCUAUUCUCUCAAUGCCAUGGCCACCUCAGGCACCUUGGCAUCCUCACCCUCUUCAUCAUCAGACUGCCCUUCCUGUGCCAUGGCACGGCUGCGGAGGAGUGGCGCGGAGGCGCUAAUGCAGGAGGAGGAGGCGCAGCAGGAUGUGGUGGAGGCGGUGAAGAGACACAUCCUCAGCAUGCUGCACCUGCAGGAUCGGCCCAACAUCACACACCCCGUGCCCCGUGCUGCCCUGCUCAAUGCCAUCCGCAAGGUCCACGUGGGCCGCGUGGCCAAGGACGGCAGCGUUCUGAUCGACGACGAGCCUCACGGACGCCUCGAGGCCGAGAACAGCGAACAGACUGAAAUUAUCACCUUUGCUGAAGCUGGUGAAACCCCAGGUCUGAUAAACUUCCUCAUCUCCAAAGAAGGUUACGAGAUGUCUGUGGUGGAGCAAGCCAAUGUUUGGAUCUUCCUACGGCUUCCAAAGGGCAACCGCACCCGCACGACCGUCCCCAUCCGUCUGUUCCUGCAGCAGCCCGACUCUGGGGAGAAGCUGGUGGCCGAGAAGUCAGUCGACACCAGACGUAGUGGCUGGCACACUUUCCCCAUAGCAUCUAGCAUGCAGUCUCUGCUGGAACAGGGCAUAAGUGCACUGAACCUGCGCGUUUCAUGCCCAACAUGUGCUGAUGCCCGUGCUUCACCGAUCCUGGUGACGCCUGGAGGGGGAGGAGAACGGGAACAGUCCCACCGGCCCUUUCUGAUGGCUGUGGUGCGUCAGAUGGAUGAGAGCGGGACGAAACGGCGCCGCAAGCGUGGCCUGGAGUGCGAUGGCAAGGUACGUGUGUGCUGCAAGCGUCAGUUCUACGUCAAUUUCAAAGACAUCGGCUGGAGCGACUGGAUCAUUGCACCGACUGGCUACCAUGCCAACUACUGUGAGGGUGAGUGCCCAAGCCAUGUGGCCAGCAUCACGGGCUCAUCGCUUUCCUUUCAUUCCACUGUCAUCAACCACUACCGCAUGCGCGGUUACAGCCCCUUUACUAGCAUCAGGUCGUGCUGUGUCCCCACGCGCCUCCGCGCCAUGUCCAUGCUGUACUACAACGAGGAGCAGAAGAUUGUCAAGAAAGACAUCCAAAACAUGAUUGUGGAGGAGUGUGGCUGCUCAUAAAACUUAAAUGAAUAUAAUACAGACAAAGACAAGCAAACAAGCAAGGAAGGACAGAAAAGAGUACUGAGUUUGGCUUGCAGGCCAGGGUGGGGAGGGAACAGGGAUCAGCGCCCUAAUGGUAAAGACUUGGGCCAAAAGAAAAUGGAGUGCAGUGAAGUGAAGGGAUGAGGGAAAGAACUUGACGGAACUCUCUCCAUCUCGGUAUUACACUCAGACUCCCAUACAACGACGGGCCUCUCUCUUGACACGGUGGCUGCUUGAACUUGGCCGUCUGAAAAUCCAGGGGGUAUCUAUAGCUUGGAGCAGUUUCUGUGGCACUUUCUGAAGAAAAAAAAAAAAAAAAGAAUCUAUAAUAUAUUUUUGCUACAAAGCUGAGGGGAAAGUGGUGAGAUAAUAUUUAUGUGAGCGAGAGUGCAGUGCGGUCACUCCAAACAUGCCCCGCAUUAGGGUGUGACCAUGAUGAUGAGGUGCCUGAUAAAGCAAAUACCAAAACUAUGCAACUUGUCAAGUAUUAAGAUUUAUUUUUCAUCAAUGUGUUGUUUUGGUUAACUAUUAACUUUUACAAACUACAAAAAAAAAAGAAGUUGACUUUUUAUACUUUUUUGAAAGUAUAUUUGACGUCUUAUGUGUGUUUGUAUACGUGUGCGUGUGUGACUGUGUAUGUGUGUGUGUGUUGUUGAGAGAUACUUGAAAGACGUUUGACGGGCUGCUGGA